GGCUAUUGUAUAUAAUAGUGGGGAAAAAUGAGAAAUCGGGCUUAAAAUCGUGAAGGAAUGUCAAAAUGCAUCGCUGGAAAUAAGCAAAACGUGCAUUCCGACGUCAGAUGUUUGUAUUUUCUUUUCUCUUUUUUUGUGUGCGCGAAGGGGACGUUUCAAAAUCUCUGCAACUGGAAAAGUGAGUGUAUGAUUGGCUCAUGGUGUCUGCUGCUAUCCAGAAUUUCGAAUUUCACCUGCUCUCUCCACCUUUUUUUUUUUAUUAGUUUUCCGUUUAAAGCGGGGGGGGGGCCGCGGCGAGCGCCGAUCCCGCCUUCCAGUCCGGGUCUUCAGAAGCGUCGCCGUCGCGCGAGGGCAGGAGGGGGUAGCACGUGGAUUGGCCAGAGGAGCGCGCGGAGGACGGGGGCAUUGCGCGCCGCUCUCCUCCGCGCGCAGUACAACGGGCGACGCUCGCUCGCUCGCUCGCUCGCUGGCUGCUGAGGGCGCUCCACGAGCCGUGGACGACAACACUUGAGAAUCGCUAGAAAGAGCAAACCAUGAGCGUAACGUUGCCCACCUGCCAUCCCCGCAGUGUGUUCCACCCGUUGCCAAAUAAAGCAAACCAAUAAAGGGAGUCUACUUUUUCUUCUUCCUUUUUUUUUUUUUGUUUUUGUUGUUGUUCUGUGUUUUCCCCACUCAUCAGAGCCGCGGAGCUGGACGCGUGCGAGCUGGAGGGCGGUGGCAUUUGAUUUCGCAAACUAGCAUUGCAUAGCUGGCUUUGGCACCGGUCCUGGGACCCCUUGGACCUGCCGUCGAAUUUCUUCUUUUCUUUCUUUCUUUCUUUGUUUUCUUCCAUUUUCUCGCUUUCGCCGCUUCACCCCAGCAUCAUCAUCCCUCACCUUUUUUAAUUGCGCUGAAGCACCGGCGCCGGGAAGCAGUUCAGCUGCGGCCACCGCUCCGUCUCCACAGCGCAACCGGUCAUUCAGCGUCGAGGACUUUUGCCGUCCGCUCGUCACGCGAUGGGGAGAAGAAGAAGCGAACGGCCCGUGAAAGCUGGAAUAGGACUCGCGGGAUGGUUGCUGCCGCGCGUGUGCCGAGCCGCCGGGAUCGCGCUCCUCCUGGUCCUCGCGAGCGGCGCAGUGGCGCAAGUGGAGGAUGACUUCCUGGGGCUGGGGGAGCUGCCGGAGGCCUUUCCGUCAGACCCCCCGGAGCCCCUGCCCCAUUUCCUGAUGGAGCCCGAAGAGGCCUACAUCGUCAAGAACAAGCCCGUGAACUUGUACUGCAAGGCCACGCCUGCUGCGCAGAUCUACUUCAAGUGCAACAGCGAGUGGGUUCACCAGAAGGACCACACGGUGGAGGAGCGGGUGGACGAGACCUCGGGGCUCGUGGUGCGAGAGGCCAGCAUCGAGAUCUCACGGCAGCAGGUGGAGGAACUCUUCGGUCCGGAAGAUUACUGGUGCCAGUGCGUAGCCUGGAGUUCAGCCGGCACCACCAAGAGCCGCAAGGCCCACGUUCGCAUUGCCUAUCUCAGGAAGACCUUUGAGCAGGAGCCCUUGGGGAAGGAGGUGUCCCUGGAGCAAGAGGUGCUGCUGCAGUGCCGCCCACCCGAGGGGAUCCCGGCGGCCGAGGUGGAGUGGCUAAAGAACGAGGAGGUCAUCGAUCCUGCAGACGACCGCAACUUUUACAUCACCAUUGACCACAACCUCAUCAUCAAGCAAGCGCGUCUGUCUGACACAGCCAACUAUACUUGCGUGGCCAAGAACAUCGUGGCCAAGCGGAGGAGCACCACUGCCACCGUCAUUGUUUAUGUGAAUGGUGGCUGGUCCACCUGGACAGAGUGGUCGGCGUGCAACAGCCGCUGUGGGAGGGGGUACCAGAAGCGCACGCGGAGCUGCACCAACCCUGCACCCCUCAACGGAGGGGCUUUUUGCGAGGGCCAGGGCAUCCAGAAGCUGGCCUGCACCUCCCUGUGCUCAGUGGAUGGGGUGUGGACCGAAUGGAGCAAGUGGUCCACCUGUGGCACAGAGUGCACCCACUGGCGCCGACGGGAAUGCAACGCCCCAGCGCCCAAGAAUGGGGGAAAGGACUGCGAAGGUGUGGUGCUGCAGUCCCAGAACUGCACCGACGGCCUCUGCAUGCAGAGUUCAUUAUAUCAGAUGUCUCCCGAGCCAAAACACAAGAGUGAUUUGGGAUUUUCAUCUGCACCCAGCACGGACGACGUGGCACUGUAUGUGGGCAUUGUCAUCGCCGUCAUCAUGUGCCUCGUCAUUUCUGUCAUCGUGGCCCUUUUCGUCUACCGCAAGACCCACCGCGACUUCGACUCGGACAUCAUCGACUCGUCGGCGCUCAACGGUGGCUUCCAGUCAGUCAACAUCAAGACGGCUCGAUCAGCUGACCUUAUGGCCACGCCCCCGGACCUCACCUCAGCGGCUGCCAUGUACCGUGGUCCCGUCUACGCUCUGCACGACGUGUCGGACAAGAUUCCCAUGACCAAUUCGCCGCUCUUGGACCCUCUGCCCAACCUGAAGAUCAAGGUGUACAACUCAUCCGGUCUGGUGACACCGCAGGAGGAGCUUGCUGACCUCAGCUCAAAGCUCUCGCCCAAGGUCACGCACACCCUGCUGGACAACGAAACCAUGAACCUGCGCAACCAAAGCCUGGCAAGGGGCCGGGACCCUUCCUGCACUGCCUGCGGAUCCUUCAACUCACUGGGCGGGCACCUCAUCGUGCCCAAUUCGGGUGUGAGCUUGCUGGUGCCAGCAGGAGCCAUCCCUCAGGGUCGAGUGUAUGAGAUGUAUGUGACGGUCCACAGGAAGGACAAUAUGAGGCCCCCUGUAGAGGAAUCACAGACCAUUCUAGGCCCAGUGGUGAGCUGUGGCCCCCCGGGCGCCCUCCUUACUCGUCCCGUCAUCAUCACCAUGCACCACUGUGCUGGAAACCACAGCCAGGACUGGCAGAUCCAGCUGAAGAACCGCACGUCGCAGGGCCAGUGGGAGGACGUGGUGGUGGUGGGAGAGGAGAACUUCACGACGCCCUGCUUCGUCCAGAUGGAUGAGGAGGCCUGCCACAUCCUGACGGAGACGCUGGGGACCUACUGCCUGGCAGGACAGUCUAUCAGCAAGGCUGCCACCAAGCGCCUCAAGCUGGCUGUCUUUGGGCCCAUCACCAGUACCGCCCUGGAGUACCACAUCCGAGUCUACUGCCUGGACGACACGCAGGACGCCCUCAAGGAGGUCCUUCAGAUGGAGACGCAGAUGGGCGGGAAGCUGCUGGACGAACCAAAGACCCUGAACUUCAAGGACAGCACCCACAACCUGCGCCUCUCCAUCCACGACAUCCCGCACGCGCUCUGGAAGAGCAAGCUGCUCGCCAAGUACCAGGUGCGUGCGGGAGCGGGGAGACGCGGGGGGGUUGUGCGCUGCCACGCCGCCCUUAGGGGAGCAAUGAGAAAGGCAGAGAAGAUAUGUCUUCGACAUCCUGCUGCCCCUCCCCUACAGGAGCUGGCCUUCUCGCAGGUGUGGAGCGGCUCCCAGCGCACCCUGCACUGCACCUUCACCCUGGAGCGCUUCAGCACCUCGACGGUGGAGCUCACCUGCAAACUGUGUGUGCGCCAGGUGGAGGGCGAGGGCCAGAUCUUCCAGCUCAACACCACCCUGUCCGAGGACACGCAGAGUAUUGACACAUCCUUGAUGGACCCCACCAGCAGCAUCACCACGCUGGUGGGCCCCAGCGCCUUUCGCAUCCCCCUGUCCAUCCGGCAGAAGCUGUGUGGCAGCCUGGACGCCCCCCAGACCCGCGGCAACGACUGGAGGAUGCUGGCGCACAAGCUGAACCUGGACAGGUACCUUAACUACUUCGCCACCACGUCAAGCCCAACCGGCGUGAUUCUGGAUCUGUGGGAGGCCCAGCACUUUCCCGACGGCAAUCUGAACCGCCUGGCCGCCGUGCUGGAGGAGAUGGGUCGUCAUGACAACAUCGUACCCGUGGCCGGCGAGCACUGACGCCAGGGACCCGAGCCGACCCAUCUAUCUCACCGCCAGGAGUGACACCAACAUGUCGCAGGAACGUUGCGGACACACACAGGUCAUCGUAUGGAUGAGUUGGGGGGAUUUUCCUUUGAUCUGUAUUUACAAAAACAGACAGUAAUUAGAAAAGAAGAAUAAGAAGAAAAACGGAGGAUCUUUCCUGUUAGCCUUGGCUGUACAUUCCUUGGUACAGUUUGUUUUUUAAUUUAUACAGUUUCCUAGGAAACGCUUUAUUCUGCUGUCCAUAUAUGUGGAUAAUCUCUGAGUCCAGACAUUUUUAUGGGUAGAAUAUCAGUCAAUAGGAGGGGGUCAAAGGGGGGUUUGGGGGGGACAGGUGAGCGGUGACCCCCCCACGGUCCAGGUUUAUGACGGAGAACCAAAUACAGCAUUUCCACCUUUUUGUGGCUUAUAUCAGCCUUUGCGUCUCCUGUUUCUGUCACAGUGCCCAUCCAGUAUGAUACUCUCUGCUUUUAUAUAUAUUUGAAUGAAAUUAAUUAUAUAUGUUUAAUGCAACACGUUAUGCUUGUGUGACAUUUCUUAAUUUACUGCAUUAUUUGAAUGUUUUUUUGGUGCCACUUGGUGGACAAACAUCUAGAGAAACAAGACAUUGUCAGAUAGAUACAAAAACAAUUACAAAUAUGUAUAUAUACAUCUACAUAGAGCAUUGUUAUAUCUGUAUCUUUUACUAUUUUUAGUAAUAAUCAUAAUCAAUGGUAUUAUAGUGUUUUAUUUUUUUCUGAUUUUAACAAAUCAAAACCUGCUAAAAUAAAAAUAAAAAGUAUUUGCCUUUCAUUAGGUCAUUUUGUAUACCUUAGUUUGUGUUACCGUGGUGCUACAGCUCUUGUUGGACUUUGUGGUCCAGUUACUCGGCCAUGCAGUGCCGCCUGGGUUCUCGCUGCCACGCGGUGGUCAGACAGGUGCGGUCAGCUGGACGUUACCCAGAGAACGACCUGUUCCAGGUGCACGCAGAGAUUGAGUGGGAUUUAUGCUACUCCUGAAUUGCCAAUUUGACUGAAAUAAAGGGGGGAAAAAAAGAGUUUCUUUCAUGGUGUUUUCAGCCAUAACCCCUUUUUCUGUCCCGUACACUAGAGACCUGGUGAGGUUCGUGAAACGUGCGCGACAGGAAGGGGUUACAGGGAGCAGCUGUUGAGCGUAAAGAUGUUCUCAGCAACACCUGGAUGGACCCUUCCGUGGGAUGAGGACCCACGAGUGCCGUAGGCCAGAGAGAGGGGCACCGCAAGGAAAUUACAUCAGUGUGUUGCCAAAAUUGUGAUCUUAUUUGCAAGAAUGCAAACAUUUUCAUUUUCUUAUAUGUAUUCUUUUUUUUUUCUUUUUUUUUUUUUAAUAAAAAUGAAACUAUAAAAAUUCUAUUACUGCAAUCUGAAAGGAAGCAUUUCUGGAAAAACUGCUAGGAGAAAUUCUGCAGACGUAUGUUUCCCUGCACAGAUAAAAGGGAUUCUGGAGAAUAAAUGUAAGAAAAAUAUUUCACCUGUGUGAACAUGAGAUCUGUUUUAUAUCCAUUUACACCAGUGGCACCACAGCUCACGAUUUAGUGGUGGAGCCAAACUGGUAAGGAGCCGAGCGCCUCCUUGCGGUUGCGAGUCGCUGCCACUAGAGGGCGCGCUCUGCGCAUCUCCAUCGCAGUGUGGCGCUACAGUACUGUCUUCGAAAUAUGCCUUCAACUUUGAUUUCAUUAUUCUCUGAAUAAUGGUGUCGAACAUUGCGGGGGAAAAAAAAAAUUAAAUACAAAUAAUUUAAGAGGCAAAUACCUAAGUGGUCAUUUUACAGAUUUAAAAAAAAAAAAAGUA
Molecule: messenger RNA, 5809 nt
Organism: Scleropages formosus (Asian bonytongue)
Lineage: Eukaryota; Metazoa; Chordata; Actinopteri; Osteoglossiformes; Osteoglossidae
Gene: unc5ca
Product: unc-5 netrin receptor Ca
Exons: 16
Coding region: 996-3977 (993 amino acids)
Biological process (GO): axon guidance; netrin-activated signaling pathway
Cellular component (GO): membrane
Molecular function (GO): protein binding; netrin receptor activity
Source: RefSeq, a predicted model, not a curated record